AAAAAAAAAUGUAUAAAUUUCAGUUUCAUUUUCUUUCUUUUUUCUUUUCUUUUUUUUUCCUUUAUUUUAAUAAAAUAUCCAUGUAUAGCUGUCCAGAUUACUCAGAAUAUUCUAAAAUAUUUCAUGAACCGGGAAGUAAUGGCCCAUUCAAUUUACCUUUUCAACGUCCUAUUGAAGCAUGUAGGAAGUUUACCAGUUCAAUCAUAGAAUCAGUUAUUAGCAAUAUAACAUCAAAAAUGGUUAAUCUCGAUUUGGCCCGUUUAUUUACAAAUGCUUUCCCGAAUACAUUGGAUACAACUAUCUCAAAGACAGUAUGUGUACUAAAGGAAUCAAGCAAUAGUGAGUGUCAUCAGCCUCUUUCAUAUAUUAUUACGGGAGAUAUUAAUGCUAUGUGGCUACGAGAUUCAGCAAAUCAGUUAUUACCUUAUAUAAAGUAUAUUAAACAAGAUUAUAACCUUAAACAACUCUUCUUGGGCCUUAUUUAUAUGCAAGCUCAAUUUAUCAAUAUCGAUCCAUAUUCAAAUGCUUUCAAAGAGCCUAACAACAUGGAAGCAGUUGCAAAGUCUAUUGCUUCUGCUUUUAGUAAAAGAGAAGUUGUAUUAUUAGAUGGAGUUUUUGAAAACAAAUGGGAAAUCGAUUCAUUAGCGUCAUUCAUGAGUUUAUCAUAUCAAUAUUGGGAUCAAUCAGGUGAUGACUCAUUUGUUAACAAUACUAUUUGGAUGAAUGCAAUAGAGUCUAUCAUAAAAACAAUUAAACAUCAGCAAGAGCCUACAUUUGAUUUAUCUACAGGUGAAGUAUUAGAUACAGAUUAUACCUUUUCACAAAAAACGGAUAGAGCUACUGAAACGCAAUUCCUUAAUGGACGUGGACAACCUGUAAAGUAUACUGGAAUGGUUAAAAGUUUAUUUAGACCAUCUGAUGAUGCCACUGUGUUUCCAUUUUUUAUACCCGGGAAUGCUAUGCUCUCUGUAGAAUUAAAUCAUAUCACACAAUUACUAUCUAAAUCAUCUGCAAAUCAAGUUUCCAAGAUACAACGUUUAGCUUCUGAGGCACUGCAACUGUCAAAGGAAAUUAAAGAAUCUGUUUAUAAAUAUGGUGUCGUGAAUCAUUCAAUCUAUGGGAAUAUAUUUGCGUAUGAGGUGGAUGGGUAUGGCUCCUCUCUUAUUAUGGAUGAUGCAAAUAUACCCUCACUUUUAUCACUUAGUUUGAUUGGAUUCGUGGAUUCAAAUGAUAAAAUAUAUCAAAAUACAAGAAAGUUGGUAUUAUCUCAUGAUAACCCUUAUUAUUUCUCAGGUCCUCGUGGUUCGGGUAUUGGUGGUCCUCAUGUUGGAUUAAAAUAUGCUUGGCCAAUGUCACAAAUUGUUCGAAUCCUUACCUCUUCUGUUGAUGAAGAGAUAAAACAAGCUUUAGAUACAAUCGUGUCUUCAACAGAUAAUACAGGAUUAAUACAUGAAUCAUUCAAUGUGUAUCAACAAGCAGGAGGGGAUAAUAAUCGUGGAUAUACUCGAUCUUGGUUUGCUUGGGCAAAUGGUUUAUUUGGCCAAGCCAUACUUAAGAUUAUGGAUGAAAGACCUCAUCUUUUAACCAUAAAGAAAUGAAUAAAU
Molecule: messenger RNA, 1604 nt
Organism: Cokeromyces recurvatus
Lineage: Eukaryota; Fungi; Mucoromycota; Mucoromycetes; Mucorales; Mucoraceae
Product: DUF1237 domain-containing protein
Exons: 8
Coding region: 81-1598 (505 amino acids)
Biological process (GO): carbohydrate metabolic process
Source: RefSeq, a predicted model, not a curated record